Messenger RNA from Panicum hallii, 2934 nucleotides. RefSeq names its product receptor protein kinase-like protein ZAR1. The transcript has 2 exons. The record is from RefSeq and is a predicted model, not a curated record. Gene Ontology annotation, molecular function: protein kinase activity; ATP binding; receptor serine/threonine kinase binding. The coding region runs from base 256 to 2526 and encodes 756 amino acids. Lineage: Eukaryota; Viridiplantae; Streptophyta; Magnoliopsida; Poales; Poaceae. Gene Ontology annotation, biological process: protein phosphorylation.
CCAAUCACAGCCGGCAGUUUUCCCACAUGCCAAGGUGCCAACAUACCCUGCCCCUGCAUCAGAUCUGCGGGUGGGUUUCUAUAACCUUCCCAUCGAAGAGCCUCUUCACCUCUCUCCCUUCCUAGUCCCCCUUGUAUGCUGACAACACAACCAGCCAGUGUUGGCCUCUCCUAAACAUACACAGACACACACUCUCCACUGACCCAAUCACACAAGCAACAACAGGCGUGUCAGCACUCAGCACCAAGGCGGGUAAUGGCCACAAUCCUGCUCCUGCUGCUGCUCCUCGCAUUGCCGCCGCCGUCGGCCGUGGCGCUCAAUUCCGAGGGCCUGGCGCUGCUGGCGUUCAAGGCGGCGGCCACCGACGACCCCUACUCGGCGCUCUCGCGGUGGUCCGAGUCCGACCCGGACCCGUGCCGCUGGCCGGGGGUCACCUGCGCCAACGCCUCCUCCCCCGCCCAGCCGCACGUCGUCGGCGUCGCCGUGGCGGGCAAGAACAUCUCCGGGUACAUCCCGUCGGAGCUCGGCUCGCUGCUCUUCCUCCGCCGGCUCAACCUCCACGGCAACCGCCUGGCGGGGGCCAUCCCCGCCGCGCUCUCCAACGCUUCCUCGCUCCACUCGCUCUACCUCUACGGGAACCGCCUCACGGGACGCCUCCCCGUCGCGCUCUGCGACCUCCCGCGCCUGCAGAACCUCGACGUCUCCGGGAACGCGCUCUCCGGCGAGCUGCCGCUCGACCUCCGCAACUGCCGCGCCCUGCAGCGGCUAGUGCUCGCCCGGAACGCCUUCGCGGGGGAGCUGCCCGCGGGGGUCUGGCCCGAGAUGCCCAGCCUGCAGCAGCUCGACCUCUCCUCCAACGCCUUCAACGGCUCCAUCCCGCCCGACCUCGGCGAGCUCCCGCGCCUUGCCGGCACGCUCAACCUCUCGCACAACCGGUUCUCCGGCGUCGUGCCGCCCGAGCUUGGCCGCCUCCCGGCCACCGUCACGCUCGACCUCCGCUUCAACAACCUCUCUGGGGCCAUCCCGCAGACGGGCUCCCUCGCCAGCCAGGGGCCCACGGCGUUCCUCAACAACCCCGGCCUCUGCGGCUUCCCGCUCCAGGUCCCCUGCCGCGCCGUCCCGCCGCCCACGCAGUCACCCACGCCGCCGGCGACGACGACACCGUUGCCAUCCACCGCGUCCGACCGGCAUCAGCCCAUCAAGACCAGCCUGAUCGCACUCAUCUCCGUCGCCGACGCCGCCGGGGUCGCCCUCGUCGGCGUCAUCCUGGUGUACGUGUACUGGAAGGUCAAGGACCGUAAAGAAAGUCGCGGCGACGACGGCGACAGCAGCAAGAGCGGGCUCUGCCGCUGCAUGCUGUGGCGGCACGGCGGCAGCGGCGACUCGUCGGACGCGUCCUCGGACGACGACAAGGACGCCUCCGGCGGCGGCGACGGCAAGUACAACAGCGGCGCGAGCGGCAGCGAGGGGGAGCUGGUGGCGAUCGACCGCGGGUUCCGCGUGGAGCUGGACGAGCUGCUGCGGUCGUCGGCUUACGUGCUGGGCAAGGGCGGGAAGGGGAUCGUGUACAAGGUGGUGGUGGCGAACGGGACGACGCCCGUGGCCGUGCGGCGGCUGGGUGGCGGCGGCGGCGGCGCGGACCGGUGCAAGGAGUUCGCGUCGGAGGCGCGCGCCGUGGGGCGGGCGCGGCACCCCAACGUGGUGCGGCUGCGCGCCUACUACUGGUCCACCGACGAGAAGCUCGUCGUCACCGACUUCGUCGGCAACGGCAACCUCGCCACCGCGCUGCGAGGUCGGCCGGGACAGACCGUCCUGUCGUGGUCAGCGCGGCUGAAGAUCGCCAAGGGCGCGGCGCGCGGGCUGGCGUACCUCCACGAGUGCAGCCCGCGGCGGUUCGUCCACGGCGAGGUCAAGCCCUCCAACAUCCUCCUGGACGCCGACUUCACCCCGCGCGUCGCCGACUUCGGCCUCGCCCGCCUGCUCGCCGUCGCCGGCUGCGCCCCGGACGGGCCGCCGUCCUCGGGCGGGGGCGGGCUCCUCGGCGGCGCCAUCCCGUACGCCAAGCCGACGGGGCCGGCCCCGGACCGCUACGGCGGCGGGUACCGCGCCCCGGAGGCGCGGGCGCCGGGCGCGAAGCCGUCGCAGAAGUGGGACGUGUUCUCGUUCGGCGUCGUGCUGCUGGAGCUGCUCACGGGCCGGGGCCCCGGCGCCGACCACGCGUCGCCGUCGACGUCGGCGUCGUUCUCGGCGCCCGUGUCGGGGUCGACGGCCACGGACCGGUCCGGCAGCGGCGAGCACGGCGGCGGCGCCGUGCCGGAGGUGGUGCGGUGGGUGCGGCGCGGGUUCGAGGAGGACGCGCGGCCCGUGGCGGAGAUGGUGGACCCAGCGCUGCUCCGGGGCCCCGCGCUGCCCAAGAAGGAGGUGGUGGCGGCGUUCCACGUCGCGCUCGCGUGCACGGAGGUCGAUCCCGAGCUCCGGCCGAGGAUGAAGGCCGUCGCCGACAGCCUCGACAAGAUCGGCUCAUGACAAGCUGAUGCGUUCAACCAUACAGUGUAUAUGCAUGCAUGAAUGAAUCUUCUUGAUAGCACACACGGCUACAGAAGCGAUGCUCACAUGCAAGGUCAUCGGAGUUUUUUUUUUUCCUUUUUCUUUUCUUCUCAUCCCCUUCUCGCUUCCUCUUGUAAUCCAGUUUUUUUCAAUUUUGUUUGCUGUGCUUUCUUGUAAUUGGGUUUUUGUUAUUGUUGGUAAUUCUUUUGGGUCAAUUCAUGAUUUCGGUAAUGGUGUAGGGAGAGAGAAAGAUGUAGGAGAAGGCUGUUCCCAGCUUCAUUUUUCAUCAGUAUAUAAUGAGGGUGUGUAUCUUGUGAAGUUCCGGAGAAGUGCUAUUGCAUUGCAUUAUGUUUGAGUGAUCAAUGAACACUUCUUGAAUUCUCCAGA